GUUUUAGUUUAGUUUAUCCCCACUUUUUAAUAUUUGGAUUCCCUUCUUUUUUCUAGGGCUUCAAAAAACAGCAGCAUCAUUGGAGAAGAAAAGAUUGAAAAAAUUCGACGACCUCUCUGAUUAAAUGUAUGCUGCAAUCACCUUCCGAUAGUUCUCAUGUGCAAUUUUCGUUGUCUCUGCUGUUACCAAUGGCCUUGUUCCUUUGAGGCAAAACCAAAAGGAAGUUGUCAAAAAUCUUUUCCUUUGCCUUCUUGGCAUUGAACUGGUGUUCAGGCAUUCAUCCACUAGGCCGAGAUGAACAUAAAGGCCGGAAAGGUGUUGGAUAACUGUCGAGCAGUUGUUAAUCUUAAGAGAAAGCAAUCAGACCCACGCUCCAUAACUUCUGAUGGGCCCAUUCGUCUGCUGUUGCCUCAGAGGUCUUCUCCGAUUGCCGACUGCAACAUCGCUAAACGGAGGAAAUUGGAGACAUCAGAAAGCAAUUAUUGCAAUUUUUCUUUUCUGCCUGGGAAAUGUGUGCUUAAAUACUAUUCCAACUUCAAGAGAAGUGGGAGGUUGUACCGUUUGAUGUAUUGCUGCAAUGAUGAGUGGAAUGAUUUUUCCCAGGAUAUUGUAACAGCUGUCAACAAAGAAUUUGUUGUUAAGAAAUCUGUUGUGGAAGUCGAGGUUGACGGAAAUAUGAUUUUGCUAGACUUCUUGCAGAUGAUUAAGUUGGACAUGAAAACUGGUCUUCAUCAGCCUAUUGCUUGGAUUGAUGUUUCGGGAAAGUGUUUCUUCCCAGAAGUACUUUGUCUUCACGAUGACAAUCUUGGUGCCGCAGGUCGUAGCCACCAGGGUGCUGAGACUCAGGAUCUCAAUGGAAUCAACUUGAAUUUAGAGAUUGAGAUACAAGGAUUCAAUGAUGAAUCUAGUGCGGAGUCUGCUCCGAUUGUUGUUAACGUACAAGCUCGUGGCAAUACUGCAAAGGAAGGUAGUGGUGACGAAACCAAUAUUUAUGGGAAAACAUCAGACGUUGAAAUUGAUGAGAAUUGUAAGGAUUAUCAACAAGUGGAAGGAAAAAUGAUCCUGGCUGCUAAUACAGGAGAUAGGCCCUUGAAUUCUUAUGCUGUGAGGGAGCUGUUUUUGAAAGCGGUUGGCUCAUUAGAUGCAAACAUUGUUGAUAUACGUCCUUGCAUGAGCAUAAUAAUGGAUGGUCGUUUGGAACUCUUUCAGAAGCAGGUUAAUAUCACUAAAAGGUACCGUGGGGAUGCCAAUGUCCAAUAUGCAUGGCUUCCUUGUUCGAGUCGGACAGUUUCAGCUGUACUGAAAUAUGGGGUGGCCUAUCAUGAUCAAUUUAAAGUCAAUCCUCCUCAUGGUAAUGGGCUACAUCUAAUCCCUACAAAUGGCACUCAGAUCAGUAUCAGUUUUUUUGAUGUUGACGAAAAUGAUACACGACAUAUGGUACUUUGUCGUGUUAUAUUGGGGAAUAUGGAGACUGUUUCCUGUGGUUCAGAUCAGUUCCUGCCAAGUAGUGAAGACUAUGAUAGCGGUGUUGACAGACUUGAAAAUACAAAUCUUUAUGUAGUAUGGAACAUGAAUAUGAACACUCACAUAUACCCGGAAUGUGUUGUAAGUUUCAAGGUGACUUCAAAUAUUGAAGAUAUUGCUAUCUUUCACACUCUUAAUUCUAGUAGUAAAGAGCCCGUUUGCGGGAAAGCGAACGAGAUUGGUAUUCCUGAGUACGACAAUCGUGAACGAUCUCAAAUUCAGGUGCUAGGUGAAACUGUUCAAGCAAGGGCUCCUAAGAGCCCGUGGAUGCCAUUUCCUAUGCUGUUUGCUGCCAUUGCCAACAAAGUCACUUCUGAAACGAUGAAUCUCGUGAAAACUAACUAUGCACUAUUCAGGAAUAAGAAGAUGAGUCGUGAGGCAUUCGUGAAAAAGCUGAGACUGAUUGUUGGGGACAAUUUGCUCAAGUCAGUCAUUACCAGUCUUCAGUCCAAGGCACCCCCUGGGUCACCUAGCUCUAACGUUGAAGAAGCAACGUGCAAUUGAAGCCAACCAACCAGCCUUUAGAUCGUNCUCAUAAGAGAACAUUUAAACCUUCCGGUUGUUUUUAAUCGUUGGAUCAAAACACACGUGUGAGUGUGAGUAUGUAUGUGUGUGUGUGUGUUUGUAUAGAAUGAGAUGGUUGGAUGAUGUAGCCUAUUGUUUUGAACGCAUUGACUGAGUUUGUUGACCACAUCUCAAACAUGUCAUUAUUAUUUUUUAUUAAUGUUU
Striga asiatica is the source of this 2253-nucleotide messenger RNA. NCBI's taxonomy places the organism in Eukaryota, Viridiplantae, Streptophyta, Magnoliopsida, Lamiales, Orobanchaceae. The record is from the annotation of a GenBank genome assembly.